AUGAAGGAAAUGGAUACUGAGAACGUGGACUUUGAAGGCCCGAAUGACCCAGCCAAAGCACAGAACUGGAAUGCUGGCAAGAAAUGGACGACGAUAGUUGUGCUUGCGCUUAUGACAUUUCUUUCGACCUUAGCCUCUACCAUGUUUGCACCUAGUGUUCCAUUGGUAAUGAAGGAGUUUAAAUCUCAAAGCUCAACUCUUGGCACUUUCGUUGUGUCAGUCUAUGUUCUAGGCAAUGCAAUAGGUCCACUGAUUCUCGCGCCACUCUCUGAAGUAUAUGGACGUGCUCCAGUUUAUCAUACCACAAAUUUUCUAUUCAUCAUUUGUACGGCGGCGUGCGCUCUGAGUGUAAAUAUGUCUAUGCUGAUUGUCUUUCGCUUUCUCGCUGGCGCAAUGGGAUCCGCCGUCUUGACUAUCGGAGGAGGCACCAUUACCGACCUUUUCGUUGCAGAAGAACGAGGGACGGCUAUGGCGGUUUGGUCGUUGGGCCCUCUACUUGGUCCCGUAAUUGGUCCUGUGGCAGGUCGGCGGGUUUAUAUCAGGUGCAAUAGGUUGGCGAUGGAUCUUUUGGAUACUCACGAUUGCGAAAAAACGAACCAGUCUGCAGCUGUAGCAAUAGCUUAUUACUUCUUUGUCCCCGAGAGCUAUUCGCCAACCAUUCUGAAAAAGAAAGCAUCGCAUUUACGAAAGAAUGCGAACUCCAAUGCUCGCUUCAAAAUUGAGUUUACUCAUUCCUCACGCUUGGUUCUUUACCGAGCUAUCAUUCGACCAUUUCAGAUGCUGAUGUUCUCGCCGAUCGUGUUGUUGUUAUCCAUCUUCGUAGCUUUCGUCUUCGGCCAGUUGUAUUUGCUAUACACAACAAUCACAUUCGUCUUCGAGGCUCGUUUUCAUUUUGGUACCAGUAUUGCAGGUCUAUCUUUCUUAGGGCUGGCGGUCGGGAUGCUUCUUGGUGCUGGAAUCUUCGGUGCUCUAUCCGAUCAGACCCUGAAAUCGAGGGCCAAAAAAAGCGAAAAUUGUGAAAUGAAACCUGAAUACCGCCUCCCAAUCAUGGUCUACGGCGCUAUUCUCAUUCCCAUUGGCCUCAUAAUAUAUGGUUGGACAGCCGAGAAAACAGAUGCAUGGAUCGCGCCUAUCAUUGGGACAGCUAUUGUUGGAACUGGCAUGAUGGCAACAUUCAUACCUACACAAGCUUAUCUAGUAGAUGCCUUUCCUUUAUACUCGGCUUCCGCCGUGGCUGCAAACACAGUUCUCCGUUCAAUAUCAGGUGCUUUUUUACCGCUUGCCGGUCCGCCAAUGUAUGCUGCUUUGGGGCUUGGUUGGGGUAAUUCUUUGCUCGCUUUGAUUGCUAUUUUGCUGAUACCGUUUCCUGCCUUUCUGAUUGUGUAUGGAGAACGUAUUCGAAAGUCAUCCCGAAGCAUGAAUUUUGCUUCUCGAAUUCAGUAG
Molecule: messenger RNA, 1443 nt
Organism: Glarea lozoyensis ATCC 20868
Lineage: Eukaryota; Fungi; Ascomycota; Leotiomycetes; Helotiales; Helotiaceae
Product: MFS general substrate transporter
Exons: 5
Coding region: 1-1443 (480 amino acids)
Biological process (GO): transmembrane transport
Molecular function (GO): transmembrane transporter activity
Source: RefSeq, a predicted model, not a curated record